Messenger RNA from Mesorhabditis belari, 255 nucleotides. NCBI's taxonomy places the organism in Eukaryota, Metazoa, Nematoda, Chromadorea, Rhabditida, Rhabditidae. The record is from the annotation of a GenBank genome assembly.
AUGUUUAUCGUCUUUGGAUUGAUUGUGAUGGCUUAUGGACAGGAGAAAAUCGUUGCUACAGGUAUGAUGAAACAGAGUCCAAACAGUGGGGCAAAGCAACACAAUGAUGAAACGAUACAAAUGAUGCACGACGCUCAAGAGGAGAGCAUUCAAAAAUCAAACUUUUCAAUCUCAUCAUGGCAAGAUUUGAUGAAAGAAAGAGUUGAAAAUCAUUUCAAAGAAGACACACAAGGAGGAGACAAUUCAACCAGUCAU